AAGGGAAAAAACAAAUUUGCGCCGCGUUGAAGCUCAUAGUUUUUUCAUUUCGUCUUUCAAAAUCCAGAGAAAGAGAAAGAGAACAAAAAUGAGAUUCUGAAAAGACGGUAUCUUCUUCUCUCUUUGAUUUUGUUCUUACAAGGAAAUCUCAAGGAUUCGCUGCUCGAAAAGUUGUUGUUUUCUCUCGAGCUAAGUUAGGAAAAUAUGGAAAUGGAAGUUGUUUUGGGAAUCGGAGAGGAAGCAAAACCUAAAGCUUGUACAUCAGAAAUUGGAUCAGCUAAACAACAACACGACUCAGGUGAGAAAACCCUAGAAGAGAACGGUGUUAGGGUUCCUGAAAACGGAGAGCAAGAGGUUUUGGGAGAUUAUGUUUAUGAUGAUGACAACAAAUCCAAGGAAAACGUUGUUGUUGAGACGGGUUCUGGAGCUGUUGAAGAUUGUGUAAUGAAUGGAGUUUCGUCUCUGCUGAAACUGAAGCAAGAUGUCAGUGACGAGGAUAAGGAGAUUGGUGGAGACGAAGCUGAAGAUGGUGAAGAAGAUGAAGAAGAAGAAGAAGAAGAAGAAGAAGAAGAAGAGGAGCAUGGAUACAAUGUUGGAGAUUUUGUUUGGGGCAAAAUCAAGAAUCAUCCAUGGUGGCCAGGUCAGAUUUACGAUUCAUCAGAAGCUUCAGAUUUGGCUUUGAAGAUAAAGCAAAAGGGAAAGCUGCUUGUUGCGUAUUUUGGAGACAGGACAUUUGCUUGGUGUGGUCCAUCGCAGUUGAAACCGUUUGCAGAGAGUUUUAAAGAGUGUUCAAAGAUGAGCAGUUCGAAGGUGUUCCUAAGUGCAGUGGAAGAAGCUGUAGGAGAAAUGGGAAGACACAUUGACCGUUUACUGAAAUGUGAUUGUGAAGAGGAAAAGCGCAAGUUCGAGAACCCUGAAGUUAAGAACGCUGGGAUAAAAGAAGGCGUCCUUGUUCAUGACGUGAGAAGAGAGAUGAUUUCGUCUUUGCUGGUUGGGAAACCUGAAGGGAUUCUUGAAGAUGUUAGAGGAUUUGCAGAGACUGUUAGUUUUAAUGGGUUGCUUGAGCUCGAGAUUCUGAAAAGGAAGGUAUCUGCGUUCUAUCGGUCUAAAAGAGGAUAUGGCUUGACCGAGUACACUGAGCCACAAUCUGUCCCAGGGCUUGAAGACAAGAACAAUGAUGAUGAUGAUGAUGAUGAUGAUGAAGACGAGGUCAUUGAUGAUGAGAUUAAAGGUUCGAGCAAAGAAGAAGAAGAAGAAGAAGCGUUGGAACCUGGAGAGUCUCUUCAGAGAUCGUUAGAGAAGUGUUCUGGGUUUCCUGAUCAUAGGCUGCAACACAGAAGGAAGCAAAAGAGCAUUGCUGAAAUAUUGGAGAAUGAGUCGGCUGCUAAGGUGAGAUUUGAGACUGAACCAGAGGAUGGAGAUGUAAAGUCGAGUGGGAAAAAGGUAAAACGCCGUGAUGAAGCUAAGAAUGAGCUUGCAACUGUAACCACCACCACACCGAGGAGGAGAAGAACGAGUGAAGUUUCUACAAUCGAAGACAGUGGUCACAAGCAAGUGGGAGAAAAUAGCAAAGGCAAAUCUGUUUCAAGGAAGAGGAAGAAAAGGGAUGUGGAUGAUGAUGAUGAUGAUGGGGGUGGAGACAGAGAAGAAACUGAGAAAAAGGAGAAUUCGGAUGAUGCAACAGAGAAUGAUUCAACUCCGUUAGCUUCACUGCGAAAAAGGGUCAGGGUUGAUGCUUCAAGUGCUGGAAAUGGCGAGACCUCCACACAAACGACAAAGAGAGAGAGGAAGAAGAGCAAGUAUCUUUCGCCAGAGUACUUAUCAGAUUUUUCAUCGAAAAGGAGGAAAAGGAGCAAAAUCGAAUCUGAAUCUUCCAAAGUUUCAAGUCAGAGCCAAGUAAGUCAGAGCCAAGUAGGAGAGACCAAUGCUAGUGAAAGCCUCGUGCCAGUGGAAGAGGAUAAUAAACCUUGCGAAUCAUUAUUAUUGGAGAAUGGUGUAGCUCAUCAAGAACUGUCAGAGGAACUUUGUAACGCCGUCGAUUUUCUGAGAUUGGGAGCUACGCCUGAGGAAAUUCGGGAUCUAAUUCGUGUAGCUGCUCUUGGUACACAAUAUCCGAAAGACAGUAGCUCAAGAGACAUGGUAAGAGAGUUCAUGUCCAUCUACAGAAGCUUCACAUAUCAUGAGGGUGCCAAUAGCAAGCUAUUAGGGAGUUAUAAUAGUCCAGAUACAGACAAGGAAGAGCUGAAUGGGACUGGCAAAGCUGAGAGUAAAGGAAAAGAGAUAAAAGAUAGGAAGCGUAAAGCGAAGCUGCAAACAGAGGAGAUUGAGCAAGUUGGAAAAGAAGAAGAGAAUGAGACAGACAAGCCUGAGACGACGAAGAAAGAGAGAAAACCGAAGACACCGAAAUCAAAGAAGCAAGCGGAUGAAGAAGAAGAAGUAGCCCGCCAAGAGUCGAGUGAGACAACAAAGAAAGAGAGAAAGCGUAAGAAGCCUGAAUCAGUGAAGCAAGCGGAUGAAAAAGAAGAAACCUUGAAAGAGUCAAAUGAACCAACGAAGAAAGAGAGAAAACGUAAGAAGCAAGCGGAUGAGGAAGAAGAAACCUUGAAAGAGUCAAAGAAGAAAGAGAGAAAAGCUAAGAAGCCUAAAUAUGAGGAAGAGGAAACGCCGAAUGAGACUGAGAAACCCGAGAAGAAGAAGAAGAAAAGAGAGGGAAAGUCGAAAGUGGAUAAGGAAAAGAAAGAAACUGAGGAGGAGUUUUCAGGAGCUGAGCUUCUUGUUACAUUUGGUCCUGGUUCGAGCUUGCCUAAGAAAGAAGAGCUGAUUGAAAUCUACGAAAAGUUUGGAGCUUUGGAUGAAGAGAGAACUAAUAUGCUCGACAACAACUUCUGUGCCCGUGUCGCCUUCGUGAACAUAGCUGAUGGUGAAACAGCCUUCGAGUCCUCACAAGAGAAAUGUCCAUUUGCUUCUACUUCCACAGUUAAAUUCAGACUCAAGUAUCCCAACGAGAGAGCAGAAGAGAAGAAAGCUGAAGCUGAAGUUGCAGAGGCAGCAACGGAGAUGGAGAAUUUGAAGAAGAAGCUGGAGGAGAUGAUAACAUUAGUGGAUGAAUCGAAAGCAGGAAUGACUACAGAAGUGAAAGUGAAACUUGAAGAAGAGAUGGUUAUUUGGCUCGAGAAAGUAAGGAAGAUGUGAUCGUCUUAGGAUUAUGUCUUAUAUGUUUUGUUGGUUGAGAAUCUUCAGGACACUUUUUUACAGGUUUUAGGAUAUUUAAGGUUUCUGCAAAACCAAAAAAAAAACAAAACUAUUUUCAGAAGUUGAUGAUACCAUGAUCUUGUCAUAAUCAUAGGUUAGAAGUAGAUUGAUGGUUUUGUCUUGUCGUAGACUUUUAAAGUUAAUCAAAUUUGAGACUAAAACCCUUUCAAUG
This is a messenger RNA of Eutrema salsugineum, 3424 nucleotides long. Its product is annotated as glutamic acid-rich protein. The transcript is spliced from 2 exons. Bases 205 to 3192 code for a protein of 995 amino acids. The record is from RefSeq and is a predicted model, not a curated record. Lineage: Eukaryota; Viridiplantae; Streptophyta; Magnoliopsida; Brassicales; Brassicaceae.